Messenger RNA from Oreochromis niloticus (Nile tilapia), 1862 nucleotides. RefSeq names its product mitochondrial uncoupling protein 2. The record is from RefSeq and is a predicted model, not a curated record. Gene Ontology annotation, biological process: transmembrane transport. NCBI's taxonomy places the organism in Eukaryota, Metazoa, Chordata, Actinopteri, Cichliformes, Cichlidae. The transcript has 8 exons. The coding region runs from base 377 to 1306 and encodes 309 amino acids.
AAAGCUUCCUAUAAAUUUGGGGAGGCUUCUUCCACAUUGGAACAGUAGGCACACAGGAGACGAGAAAACGUAUAGGAUUAACUACCAAAGAGGACUGUAUACAUUUUUUCUGCUCAUUGGAUUAUAAUUUACUUGGAAAACAUAUAAGCGAGUGGUGGUAUGCUCACUGGCUCAUUUCGAGGAGAGUUUAUGGCCCGAGGCAUUUCCACAACAGAAGCACAUCGAAAGACUAGCCUGUUUCUUGAGAAAACCUGAAACUUGUCACUAUCCUUACUCACAGGCAGCGAUGUUCUUUGGUGCUUUGUGUUACACAACCAAAGGUCUUUGGAUCAUAAGAGCAUAUCUUUCCAUUCACGUCCUCAGCUGAGGCGCAGCAAUGGUUGGCAUGAAACCCAAAGAUGUGAUGCCCUCUGCGGCAGUUAAGUUCUUCGGAGCAGGCACGGCAGCCUGCAUUGCCGACCUUGUCACCUUUCCACUGGAUACCGCCAAAGUCAGACUGCAGCUUCAGGGAGAGUCUCAGAUAGCCGAAGGGGUUGGUGCACUGAAGUAUCGGGGCGUGUUUGGCACCAUCACCACCAUGGUGCGCACAGAGGGGGCCAGGAGUCUGUACAAUGGACUGGUGGCAGGCCUGCAGAGACAGAUGAGCUUCGCUUCUGUCCGUAUCGGCCUUUACGACUCCAUGAAGCAAUUCUACACCCGAGGCACCGAGAGUGCAGGGAUCGUUACUCGGCUCAUGGCGGGCUGCACCACCGGGGCAAUGGCUGUGGCUUUUGCACAGCCAACAGAUGUGGUAAAGGUGCGUUUUCAAGCCCAGGUCCGACUGGCUGACGGCGAGAGGAGAUACAACGGCACCAUGGACGCCUACAAGACGAUUGCCCGAGACGAGGGUGUACGUGGCCUGUGGAGAGGAUGCAUGCCAAAUAUCACUCGUAACGCCAUUGUAAACUGCGCAGAGCUGGUGACCUACGACAUGAUCAAAGAACUCAUCCUGAAGUACAACCUAAUGACAGACAACAUGCCGUGCCACUUCACGGCCGCCUUCGGCGCAGGCUUCUGCACCACAGUUGUGGCUUCCCCUGUGGAUGUAGUUAAAACACGUUUCAUGAACUCAGGACAUGGCCAGUACAGCAGCGCUCUCAACUGUGCCUUCACAAUGCUAAGAAACGAAGGACCCACGGCUUUCUAUAAAGGGUUCAUGCCUUCUUUCCUGCGACUCGGCUCCUGGAACAUUGUGAUGUUUGUCACCUAUGAGCAAAUUAAAAAAGGCAUGAGCAGGGCACAGCAGUACUGGGAGUCUCCGUUCUGACCGCAACUAGCCAGACUUUUUUUUUUCAACUCAGGACCGCAAAACACAACAGCCUAACGCACACCACGGUGCAGGGGUGACUACUGACGACUCUUGGUUGGAGACCUGAAAAUACAGGAGCAUGAAAACACAAGAGUUGACAUUAGAAAGAGUUUGAGCAGGAAGACUCCGGGGACAUUGUUGCAAUAUUUAAAAUAAAGGUUAGACCUUACAGAGGCUUCAUGCAUUUUAAUGGUCAGAAAUUCCAUUACAAGAAGCUCCUUCUGGUGUAAACUUCCAUGUUUACAAGAAUGAAAUGAAAUAAUCACAUGAAUAAUGUUAGGCUGUAAAGUUAGUUUUUUCCUUUAGGCUUUCCAUGAAAGCAGAAGACAGUUUAUGUCCAACAUUACAUACCUUAAAGUGACCACAAUAUGUCUUUCUGGAUUGUUUACACUGUUUACCUUUUGUAGUUGUAGUUUAAUGUUUUUGCCACUAGAUGUGAAAAGUAUGUAUGAUUUGUUGCUGGUCGAUGAGUCAUGUAUAUUUUGUGAAAUAAAGUACUUUAAUUAGUGAAAAA